AUGAAGACGGGGUUCUUGAAUUAUAUAUAACACUAAUAUCUUUAUACUUUCAAAAGAAGCAAUUAAUGAUAACGGCCAAGAGUAUAAGUCACUUGAGUGAACCUUCAUACUAAUCCUAUGCAUCCCUCUGGCUAUAAGUAACAUGGCCAAUUGUAUCGACAAAAAGAAUGACGUGCGGAAUCUGCGGUCCUUAAGUUAUUUUCCUUAUUGUGGUUAACCAAAUAUCCAAAGACAAAUUUCCAUAAGCUGUAAUGGUAUGGGGUACAGCAUUACGGGGUAUUGACAAUAUUUGUGGGAUCUCAACCUUAUUCUAUUACCUGUUUGAUAAAUGAACCAAUCCUGAAUGCCGCCUGCUUAAAUAAUCAACUCAAUGUAUAAAGAUAAAAAUUAUUUCGGUGGCCCUUUUGCUCUUUUUUAAUAAAAGACAUGUUGAAAAUAAGUUACAAAAUUCCUGACUUUCCACAACCAGGUGAUGAGGCCUUUUUUGAAGGGCUCGAUAAAGUCAAUCAGAACGAUUAUACGGAAGCGUUUAAAUGUUUUGAAAAAGGAUCCAGAUAUGAAAAUGAAUAUGCAUCACUUUUGGUGGCAUCUUUUUACCAGGCUGGUUUUAUUCCAAGUGGGAAAAGAGAACCAGAAAAAAGCUUAGAACUUUACAAGAAGGUGGCUAAUAAUCAUAACAACUGUUUGGCGCAAUAUUUAAUUGGUUGUAUGUUAAUCAAAGGUGAUAUCGACGGAGUUAGUCCGAAUUUUAAAGAAGGUAUCCGUUGGCUUAAGGUUGCAGCCGAAAAUGGGUGGAAUGAUGCGAAUAUUCGUAUCGGUAUGGCGUAUCAAUAUGGGGAAGGCGAUUUUACUGUAAAUUAUGACACCGCUAUGUCGUAUUAUCUUAAGGCUAUUGAUAGUGAUACCUAUGAUGGCUAUCCCAAAAAUACUCAACUUGGUUUGUUUGGUCAUACAGAUUUUCAGAUUACUUUCAUCGAUGGUUUCAAUUAUUUCGAUGAACUCAUAAACGUGAGAAUAUCCCAUAUUACCACGCCUCAAGCUGCAUCAUUUUUCAGACAUCCAAACAAAUCAAUCAAUGACGUUUUACUUAAAGGAGCAUUUUGGUAUAUAUUCACAGGACAAGGAUAUGCUAUUCACUUGCUUUUACUUCGAUUAUCUAAAGCGGGUUACAAGAAACUAUCUUCGCUAGGGCCUAAAUCUGUUGGUUGGUUGAAGCUAUGCAAGGAUUAUAAUCUUCAGGACAGAUUUAAUUAA
This is a messenger RNA of Mucor mucedo, 1254 nucleotides long. RefSeq lists its product as uncharacterized. The record is from RefSeq and is a predicted model, not a curated record. The transcript is spliced from 2 exons. NCBI's taxonomy places the organism in Eukaryota, Fungi, Mucoromycota, Mucoromycetes, Mucorales, Mucoraceae. The coding region runs from base 427 to 1254 and encodes 275 amino acids. Gene Ontology annotation, molecular function: protein binding.